Myotis daubentonii (Daubenton's bat) is the source of this 769-nucleotide messenger RNA. RefSeq names its product REC114 meiotic recombination protein (gene REC114). The record is from RefSeq and is a predicted model, not a curated record. NCBI's taxonomy places the organism in Eukaryota, Metazoa, Chordata, Mammalia, Chiroptera, Vespertilionidae.
CAUGGCGGAGGCGGGAAAAAAGCAGGCGGGCCUCGGGCUGCCAGGUGGAGACGCGGCACAGUGGCCUCUGCAGCGGUAUGGCCGUUUCAUGCCCCUGGGCACAGGAGAGCCAUCUGGAGCUGGCCUGGAAGCUGGGGUGGCCUCUUCCCCCACGUGGAAGGUUUUUGACUCCAAUGAAGAAUCUGGAUAUCUCGUUCUCACCAUUGUUAUAUCAGGUCAUUUCUUCAUUUCCCAAGGACAAACACUUCUGGAAGGGUUUUCACUCAUUGGUAGCAAGAACUGGUUGAAGAUUGUGAGACGCAUGGAUUGUCUAUUGUUUGGAACAACGAUAAAGAACAAGAGUCGCAUGUUCCGGGUACAGUUCAGUGGAGAGUCCAAGCAGCAGGCGCUGGAGCACUGCGGGAGCUGUGUGCAAAGCCUGGCCCAGUACAUAACCGUGCAGGUGCCCGACGGGAACAGCCGGGAUCCUGGCCCGCUGAGAGCAGGUGGAAGCGGCGGGGAGGGCUGUGUGCCGAGCAUCCCACUGCAGCACCCAUCACACCGGCGGCUGGAGCAGCAGCAGUGUGCCCCAGGAGGAAGGACCUCAGUGACCCAGUUAGCUCAGUCUCUCCUGGCGUCAGAGGAGCUGCCCCUUGUCCACAAACAAUCUGCAUGGAAUGCUGAGGAGUUAGGCUCCUUUCUCCGUUUCUGCCUCAUGGAUCAGAAUUUCCCAGCAUUUGUGGAAGAGGUAGAAAAAGAACUAAAAAAACUGACGGGGUUGAGAAAUUAA